AUGGGGAGGUUUCACGCCCGACUAUACAAGACCGACCGUGCGCGGGACUUCGAUCAUGAACAGGAUCGAUAUGUCCGCAUGCGCCAGAUCUACGAGACCAUCGACCGACAGGGCUAUCAGUGGAUUGUCGUGCUGGUCGCUGGUCUCGGUUUCUUCCUUGAUGGUUACACACUCUUUGCCAGUAACAUGGCUUUGCCUAUGAUCUCUUACGUCUAUUGGAGAGACGAGACCUCGUCUCUGCGACUGACUGGUAUCAAUAUCGCAACUUUGGCUGGUACGCUAUUUGGUAUGGUGAUCUUUGGGUUUUUGGCCGAUAAGAAUGGCCGAAAGAAGAUGUAUGGUGUGGAGCUGGUCCUUUUGAUUACGUCCACGCUUGGCGUUGUCAUGUCGUCCCAGGGCGAGAAUGGCAGUAUGAAUAUCUAUGCCUGGUUGAUCUGGUGGAGAAUCUGCGUCGGAAUCGGUGUUGGUGCAGACUACCCAUUGUCUGCGGUGAUCACAUCCGAAUUCGCUCCGACGAAACACCGUGCCCGUAUGAUGGCCAGCGUCUUCUUUAUGCAGCCGCUGGGACAGAUCGCAGGAAACUUGGUGUCUCUAAUCGUCAUCGCUAUCGCUCGUGGCAAGGGUUCCGACGACCUCACCCGUACUGUCGACGUUAUGUGGCGUUGGGUGCUUGGUAUCGGUGUCAUACCGGGUGCUAUUGCGACUCUGUUCCGGUUUGCGAUUCCUGAGAGUCCGCGCUAUCUCGUCGAGAUCGAAGAUGACCCCGUCACUGCCCAGUUUGAUGCGACCACGCUCUUUAGCGAGCAGCCCACAAGCCCUGCUCUCGAGCAACCUAAUUUCGGAUAUGCAACGGGCAGUGCUAUCCAGCUACCACCGAUGUCGUCACUGGGCAGUGACUCCGUCGAUGAGGACGAGGACUACAGUCGUUUGGCCCCUGCAACGCUCAACUCUCAUUGGCGCCUCGCACGCACAGAUAUCAUCCGCUACUUCUGGACCGAAGGUAACUGGCGCAGCUUGGCUGGCACUGCUUUCGCCUGGUUACUUCUUGAUUUUGGAUACUAUGGAAUCGGUCUUUCCAGCCCGCAGUUCCUGGCUAAAACAUGGGGUGCUCUGCACAUUUCUGGCUCAGCACCCGUUUGGCAGACCGAUGACCGGCCUGGCGUUAGCGUCUACGAUCAACUCUUUGACACCUCUGUUCGUGGUCUUGUCAUUCUGAACAUUGGCAGCUUCGUCGGAGGUCUCCUUUUCAUUCUUUUCGCACACCGCAUUGACCGUGUCGCUCUCCAAAAGUACAUGUUCCUGGCCCUGGCCGCUCUUUUCAUCGCCCUGGGCAGCAUGUUCAUCACUCUCUAUUCUGGCCCACCAGCUGUUGUCACUUUGUACAUCAUUGGCCAAAUUCUUUUCAACUUUGGUCCCAAUGCAACCACUUACAUGAUUCCUGCCGAAAUCUUUCCUACCCGUUACCGCGGCACUUGCCACGGCAUCAGCGCUGGCGCCGGCAAACUCGGCUCGAUCCUCGUCCAAAUCUUCUCAACAUAUUACCCCUUCGGAGGUGCAGAUGUAGCUUCAACACGCCGCCACGGCAUCAUUCUUUUCGUCUUCAGCGCAUGCAUGAUUCUCGGCGCUGUAGUCACCCACCCUCUGUAUCCCGCCCUUGCAACAAAAGAAGGGCUCAAACUUGAUCUGGGGCGGCAAGCCGUAUACCCUCGAGACAUUAUCCCUCGGCCGAAUGGGCCGUAA
This is a messenger RNA of Penicillium daleae, 1740 nucleotides long. RefSeq names its product phosphate transporter. The coding region runs from base 1 to 1740 and encodes 579 amino acids. Gene Ontology annotation, biological process: transmembrane transport. The record is from RefSeq and is a predicted model, not a curated record. Gene Ontology annotation, molecular function: transmembrane transporter activity. The transcript has 5 exons. Lineage: Eukaryota; Fungi; Ascomycota; Eurotiomycetes; Eurotiales; Aspergillaceae.